This is a messenger RNA of Microthlaspi erraticum, 1833 nucleotides long. The record is from the annotation of a GenBank genome assembly. NCBI's taxonomy places the organism in Eukaryota, Viridiplantae, Streptophyta, Magnoliopsida, Brassicales, Brassicaceae.
AUGGGGUUUCAGAGCCAUCGCUUCACUUGGCGGCGAGGUCGAACUGAGAGGUAUUACGUUGCUAAGAGGCUUGAUCGAGUGUUCUGUAAUGCUCACGCGAGAGUGAAGUGGCAGGAAGCAUCGGUAACUCAUCUCCCCUUUUUAGCAUCUGACUAUACUCCUCUCUUUGUACAACUUAGUCCGGAGCAGAUAAGGGACCCGCGGCGAAGGCCGUUUCGUUUCGAGGCAGCUUGGUUGCUCCACGGGAGCUUCAAAGAGCUGUUGACAAAUUCCUGGAGCGAUACGGUAUCCACUCCACAGGCUCUUUGUUGUUUACGUGAUAAACUGAGAAGAUGGAACCGUGAUGUGUUUGGAGAUGUGAACAAGCGCAAAGAAGAGUUGUUGACAGAGAUUAAAGCUAUACAAGAAACCCUGGAACUGCAGCGGACAGACGACCUCUUGAGGAGAGAAGAGGAGCUGAGUAAGGAGCUUGACGUGGUGAUGGAGCAGGAGGAACUGAUAUGGUUCCAAAAAUCUCGAGAGAAGUACAUAAUGUUUGGCGACCGGAAUACUCGUUCCUUUCACACCUCGACGGUGAUUAGACGACGAAGGAACAAGAUUGAGGCUCUGAAAGAUAAUGAUGGUCAGUGGGUGUCAAGUCAGCCUGAGUUGGAAUCCUUGGCAGUGGGAUACUACAAGAAGUUAUACUCUAUGGAUGAUGUGGAGGCGGCCGUAGAGGAGUUACCUCCUGAGGGAUUUUCUGUAUUGACCCGGGACGAAUUGAAGCUUCUGGACAGACCGUUUGUUCCAACGGACGUGGUUGCGGCAGUGUGGAGUAUGGGGAAAUACAAGGCUCCAGGGUUGGAUGGAUUUCAACCGGUAUUCUAUCAAGACUGCUGGGAUACGGUUGGAGGCUCUGUUCAGCGUUUUGUCAGCGAGUUCUUCGAGAAAAGUGAACUACCAGUUGGGAUGAAUGAUGCUCUAGUUGUGCUUAUCCCAAAGGUCGAGAAGCCGGAACGGAUAACACAGUUCAGACCGAUCAGCCUCUGCAAUGUUUUGUUCAAACUAAUCACAAAGGUGAUGGUGAUGAGGUUAAAAAGCUUGAUGCCCAAACUGAUUGGGCCAGCACAUUCUAGUUUCAUUCCAGAGAGACUCAGUGUGGAUAACAUAGUAGUAGUCCAGGAGGCUGUUCAUUCAAUGCGACGGAAGAAGGGCAAGAAGGGAUGGAUGUUACUCAAACUAGACCUGGAGAAGGCUUAUGACAGGGUGCGUUGGGACUUCUUGGAAGACACUAUGAAAGCAGCUCGGCUCCCGGAGAAGUGGAUCCAGUGGAUUAUGAAGUGCGAUUGUGGCCCGUCAAUGCAGUUACUUUGGAAUGGGGAGAAGGCUAAACCGUUUGUUCCAAUGAGAGGACUACGACAAGGCGACCCGCUAUCACCAUAUAUGUGUGUCCUCUGCCUUGAGCGUCUCUGCCAUCUUAUUGAUGUCUCCACAGCUAGAGGAGAGUGGAAACCGAUCAGAUUGUCUCGUGGAGGGCCUCAGCUCUCUCACAUUUUCUUUGCCGAUGAUCUCAUACUAUUUGCUGAGGCAUCUGUAGCUCAAAUCAGAGUCAUACGGCGAGUCCUUGAGCUCUUCUGCGCUGCGUCGGGACAAAAUGUUAGUUUGGAGAAAUCAAAAACCUUCUUUUCCCAGAAUGUCAGUAGAGAUUUGGAGAAGUUGAUCACAGAUGAAAGUGGGAUCCAAUCGAUGAGAGAGUUGGAAAAAUAUUUGGGGAUGCCGAUAUUGCAGAAACGUAUCAACAAGGACACGUUUGGAGAGAUCCUUGGAAGAGUCUCGUCACGUCUUACUGGCUGA